AUGCGAUCCCUCCGGGCAGGGCAGGGCUGCCUACGCCUUCUGCACCUGCAGGCCACCCAGCUGGGCUGCCCAAGGGAGAAGGAGCCAGCGGAGAGCCAGAAGCUCUUGCAGACGGAGGAAAAAGGAGAAGGCGGGAGAAGCCAUGAGGCUGAUGAACUGGAGCACUUGGUGACGUCGCGGACAGAGUCUGUGAGCAUCGACCACCCAAACCACAUUGUAACAGUGACCACCAUCAGCGACCUGGACCUCUCAGGGGCGUGCCAGCUGGGACUGACCACCCCUGUGGGAAAAAGCGAUGGAUCAGAAGAAGAGAAAGGGGAAGAGGUGGUGAACAAGCCUGUAACAACAAUGCCCAAGAAGUCCAGAAACCCCUUCCUGUCUGAAAAGAUCUCUUCUCUUACUGCUAUGCUGCAUAUGCACAGCUGGAAAAAGACAAAAGGAAAGAGACCCCAACGUGGGCAAGGCCCACGCAAGAAAAUCCAGAAAUCCAGCAGGGGGCGAACCACGAAGACUCAGCGACGGAGGCUGACGGGCAAAAUGGGCCGUGACCAAGAUUAA
Opisthocomus hoazin is the source of this 558-nucleotide messenger RNA. NCBI's taxonomy places the organism in Eukaryota, Metazoa, Chordata, Aves, Opisthocomiformes, Opisthocomidae. The record is from RefSeq and is a predicted model, not a curated record.